AUGCCUCCUCGUUCACAACUUAUCAAAUGUGCCAUUAUAAGUUCCAUAUUUACAAUUAUUUGGAAUCUUGCUGAAGGUGUAAUAUCUACAUAUUUUGGAGCAGAAAGUAGUUCCCUUAGUCUUAUUUUUUUUGGUAUUAACGCCUUCAUCGAAGUAAUUUCAGCAAGUUUGGUUCUGUGGAGAUUUAAAACCGAAAUGAAAUCUGAAGAUGAAAAUUCUAUCAAUUCUAAAGAAGAAAACCUAAAGAAAGAAAGGAGGGCAACUGUUAUAAUGGGAAAUCUUUUUAUUUCACUUUCACUUGGUACAAUUAUCAACGCAACUGUUGCCCUAAUUAAGAAAAGACAACCUGAUACAGCUUUGCCAACUUUAAUAAUUUCUAGUGUAUCAUUAUCUUUUAUGUUAUUCCUUUGGUUAGGAAAACGUUAUCUUGCAUUUAAUCUCGACUCUGCAAUACUGGCAGCGGAAGCCCAAUGUUCGUUAGCUUGUUUAGAAAUUACUGGUGUGAUUUUCUUGGGAAGUUUGCUUUAUGUAGUUUGGUCAGAAGGAUGGUGGCUAGAUUCAACAGCUGCCUUAUUCCUUGGGUUAUUAUUUGCGAAAGAUGGUAUAGAAAUGAUCCUUAGUGCGAACAGCAAAAAUUUUGAUGGUGGUUGCAACUCAAAAGUUACUGCAAAAGUUCAUGUAGAAGCGUGUUUCCAUAAUCGUACAGAAGCAGUAACGAAGAACGGAAACAAUGAAAUCUAA
Messenger RNA from Diversispora eburnea, 741 nucleotides. The record is from the annotation of a GenBank genome assembly. Lineage: Eukaryota; Fungi; Glomeromycota; Glomeromycetes; Diversisporales; Diversisporaceae.